AAACCCGCCCACUUGGGGCCACCGACCCCACCCCCUGCUUUGAAAUAUAAAGGAGGCCGGAGCUGUGCAGAGAGAUUGGCGCUGAAGUCCAGCAAGAGCUGAGCCAACGGAAAAUCCUCUCCAGGAGGGAAGGAAAGCAAGGAGUGGUGAAUACAAGGGACACCGAGGAAAUGAUGAACACAAUGAACACGGAGCUGUUGUGUGUACUGCUGCUUUGUGGAGCAGUCUUCACGUUGCCCAGGCAGGAAACCUACAGGCGAUGGACAAGGGGAGCCAGACCAUACAGAGGACCAGAAAUGCGUCAUGUCAGUGUGGUAUUACACAGGUGGCUCAAAAACUCUGUGACCUGCAGAGAUGAAAAAACCCAGAUGAUAUACCGGCAACACGAGUCGUGGCUGCGCCCCAUGCUCAGGAGCAACCGGGUAGAACACUGCUGGUGCGACAGCGGCCGGGCCCAGUGCCACUCCGUGCCCAUCAGAAGUUGCAGUGAACCGAGGUGCUUCAAUGGGGGCACAUGCUGGCAGGCUGUAUAUUUCUCAGAUUUUGUCUGUCAGUGCCCUGAAGGAUACACGGGGAAACUCUGUGAAGUAGAUGCCAGUGCCACCUGCUACAAGGACCAGGGUGUCACCUACAGGGGCACGUGGAGCACAACGGAAAGUGGGGCUGAGUGUGUCAACUGGAACAGCAGCAUUCUGGUCCGGAAGCUCUACAAUGCGCAGAGGCCAGAUGCCAUCAAGCUGGGCCUCGGGAACCACAAUUACUGCAGAAACCCGGAUGGAGACUCAAAACCUUGGUGCUAUAUCUUCAAGGCAGGGAAGUACAGCUCGGAGUUCUGUAGCACGCCUGUCUGCUCCCAGGAAAAAAAUGGGGACUGCUACUUUGGAAAAGGGUUAACGUACCGUGGUACCCGCAGCCUCACCACGUCUGGUGCCUCCUGCCUCCCGUGGAAUUCCAAGGCCUUGAUAGGCAAGAUUUAUACGGCAUGGAAGACCAACGCCCAGACACUGGGCCUGGGCAAACACAACUACUGCCGGAAUCCAGAUGGGGAUGCCAAGCCUUGGUGCCAUGUGCAGAAGGACGGCGAGUUGAAGUGGGAAUACUGUGACAUUCCCCAGUGCUCCACCUGUGGCCUGAGACAGUACAAGCGGCCACAGUUUCGCAUUAAAGGAGGACUCUAUGCGGACAUCACCUCUCAUCCGUGGCAGGCUGCCCUCUUUGUCCAGAGCAGGAGGUCGCCAGAAGAAAGGUUCUUAUGUGGGGGAAUAUUGAUCGGUUCCUGCUGGGUCCUGUCUGCUGCCCACUGCAUCCAGGGCAGGUAUCCUCCCCACCAGCUUAGGGUGGUUUUGGGCAGAACAUACCGGGUGGAACCUGGAAGGGAAGAGCAGAAAUUUGAAGUAGAAAAAUACAUCGUCCAUAAGGAAUUUGAUGACGACACUUACGACAAUGACAUUGCACUGCUGCAGCUGAAAUCGGACUCGCUACAGUGUGCCCAAGAGAGUGACAGCGUCCGCGCCGUCUGUCUCCCGGAAGCCGACCUGCAGCUGCCCGACUGGACAGAGUGUGAGCUGUCUGGCUAUGGCAAGCAUGAUGCGUUUUCUCCUUUCUAUUCUGAGCGGCUGAAGGAAGCGCAUGUCAGGCUGUACCCCUCCAGCCGCUGCGCGCCCCAGUAUGUGUCCAACAAAACCAUCACCAACAACAUGCUGUGUGCUGGAGACACGCGCAGUGGAGGGAACCAAGCGAACCUGCACGAUGCCUGCCAGGGUGACUCCGGAGGCCCCUUGGUGUGUAUGAAGGACAACCACAUGACUCUGGUUGGCAUCAUCAGUUGGGGUGUUGGCUGUGGGAAUAAAGACGUUCCAGGUGUAUACACCAAGGUCACUAAUUACCUAGACUGGAUUCAUGACAAUAUGCGCCCAUGACCAAGAACACGCAGCUCCCUGAAAUCAUCAGACUUUGCCUCCCUCCAUGUCAGAAGACACACCAAGGCAGAAAGCUUCUUGACAGAUUUCUCCACGAGCCUGCACACAGUACUAGUGAGGGAGAACCCAUAGGAGGGGGGAAAGGAUGCAUUUUCAUAGGUACUUCCCACUUCGGAAGUUUUCAGGGGUUAAGGUCUGAUUUAGAAUGCAUUUCUGUCAGACAAAAAGACAGAUAAAUGCCAACCCCUCCCAGAACACCACCAUCUAGGGCAGACAAGAGGUUGAACAAAAGCCUAACCUCCUAAUCUGUCAACGUGAGCAGCUUUGGAAAUGGGACCACAAAAAUGAAAGUUUGUUUCUAGUAAAAACUAGCUAGAUCCUUCAGGAAAGAAGUAUUGCAUUAGAAAUAGAAUGACCGCAUAUAAUCAUGAGGAAGCCCACUGGGGACCGGGGCCUCCUAACACGGAAUGGGCUGGCUGGCCAGACCGCGUUCCUCAGACCACCCUUUAAGUUAAGUAUUAGACUGUCCCCUUUCUCUGGGCUACAGCUCUUGGAAUUCCUUUUGUGUACAGUGUAAAUCUUUUUCUCUUUAUAAACUUUAUAAUAGAAGAAUUGUAUCAUGUUGAUAACGGAUGAACUAGGCUUUAGCAUUUGGAUAUCAAUCCAUUGUAGUGUCUACUCUGUAUCGCCACUAUUCUGUGUUAUACGAUACUGGAAAAAUAAAUUCAGGUAUAUUUUUCACA
Molecule: messenger RNA, 2662 nt
Organism: Phyllostomus hastatus (greater spear-nosed bat)
Lineage: Eukaryota; Metazoa; Chordata; Mammalia; Chiroptera; Phyllostomidae
Gene: PLAT
Product: plasminogen activator, tissue type
Exons: 15
Coding region: 171-1919 (582 amino acids)
Biological process (GO): smooth muscle cell migration; plasminogen activation
Cellular component (GO): extracellular region
Molecular function (GO): serine-type endopeptidase activity
Source: RefSeq, a predicted model, not a curated record